Cydia fagiglandana is the source of this 1783-nucleotide messenger RNA. Its product is annotated as translocator protein-like. The record is from RefSeq and is a predicted model, not a curated record. The transcript has 5 exons. NCBI's taxonomy places the organism in Eukaryota, Metazoa, Arthropoda, Insecta, Lepidoptera, Tortricidae. Bases 170 to 703 code for a protein of 177 amino acids. Gene Ontology annotation, cellular component: mitochondrial outer membrane.
AGUAACCUUUUGUAUUGCGUCCGUAUUAUCUCGAUAGAAGAUUUAAAUCUCUCGCAUAGUCACAUUCACAGGGUUUUCCACAACAUAGUUUUCUAUUUCUCGUGAAUCUCGUGAUAUUCAUUGCAGUUUUCACCGUUGUUUUAUAUCGACCAUCAUCAGAGACCUCAUAAUGGCAAACUGGCCAGCGAUUGGUUCCAUAAUCCUCCCCAACGUGGGCGGCUGGGUCAACGGCCUGUACUUCGCCGGCCAGGUCAAACGAGACAGCAACGAGAAGACCUGGUACGACGAGCUGAAGAAGUCACCCUGCACACCCCCUAAAUGGGUGUUCGGGCCGGCAUGGACUGUGCUCUACAGCGGCAUGGGAUACGCGUCGUAUCUGGUGUGGGAAGAGUGCGACGGUUUCACACAGCGCGCCGUCCUCCCGAUGACUUUGUACGGGAGCCAGCUACUACUCAACUGGGCAUGGACGCCCAUCUUCUUCGGCCUUAAGGACUUCAAACUGGCUUUGAUAGAAAUCGGCGUUCUCACCGGAGCGGCGACCAUCACCACGAUAUCAUUCGCCAGCAUAAACAAGACCGCUGGUCUUAUAAUGCUGCCGUAUCUGGCGUGGCUGGGCUAUGCCACCCAUUUAACUUAUUACGCCUGGAAGAACAACCCGGAGCCCGCGAAGAUCACAGAGGUUAAGGACGAGAAGGAAAAGUAGGGAUGACAAUUCGUCAGUUAACAACGCUAAAGCCAUCGAACGUGUUAUAUUUUAGAUUCAUAUUUCCGCUAAGUAGGUAUAUGUCGUUGUCAAGCAAGUACUUAUUUGUAUUUUUUUCAAUUUUAAUUGACACUAUAAUUUUGUAAUUAUUAGAAAAUCGGAUCUUUUAGAUGUUUCAUGUCGUUAUAUAUAACAAUGGGUACUAUUACUAUGUCAUUUUAUAAAAGUGUGGGCUAAAAAACUAAGAAAUAUCAUAUUAUUGUAGAACAUGAACAAUUAACUUUACCCAUACACGUUUGAAUAGGUAAUACGCAACUCGUGUCGAUUUAAAACAUUCCCUUCGGUCGUGUUUUAAUUUAUCACCACUCGUUGCGAAUUUCCUACUUUCCGCACUUGUAUCGUAAAUAACUAUUAUAGAUGUCAUAUUUAUGUGAGAAUACUAAGAAACUUGUUAAAAAAAUCAGGGAUACAAGCAUAAAUUUAAGCUUAUUUUUUCAUUACCAAAGGAGUCAAUACAAUUAGUUUUAAGGCUUAUUUUAUCAUAACCUAGUUUUAAGAUCCGAAGUGACCUUUUGCACAAAUAAGCAAUAUACAUAAUAUAUGUAUUUAAUAUGACUUAAAUAUGUUCCAAAAGUAACAUUUGAUGCUUAAUCAUUCCUAUUGCAUUUAAACGAAAUUGACAUUUUAUUAAAAUUCCAAGAAAACAUAAACUUAGAGAUAAGUCUUGUCAUAAUAAUGAUAACAUUUUAUAACUUCAUUAUAAGUACAAAAUGGCAAAUCAACAGACUUGGCGCACACGUUACGUGCACAUAUUUUGAACAAAACUACGACAGUUGUCAAAAAUCAAUCUUUAAUAACUUGCAUGUUGUAAAAUAAGCUAAAAUCUAUUUUUUCUUUCCGUAGACUAAAAUGACAUUUCAUACUAUGGAAUGACAUUUUAUGUUCAUAUUAUGAAACGUCAUUUUAGUCUACCUAAUAAAAAAUUGACUUUAGAAUCACGGUAAACUGUUUUUCUAGAAGUAUUUAUUUUUGAAUUUUUAUUGUUUCCUGUUGCUAUAAUAAUAAAUGUACCGAAACAUU